GUGAAGGAGAGGAAGAUGGGUGGCGGAGCUGCCGAGAUCUGAGCAAAAUCAGGGACGAUCUGUUAUGCUUUGUUGCUUCUGUUUGGUCCGGUGAAGGAGAGGAAGAUGAGUAGCCGGGAUGUGAGCUUUAUCAGGAGCUGUCAACGGAAGUGGAGCAAUGAUGAGGCGGUGACUGGUGGUGAGAUCUUGACGGAAGUGGUGCAGAGAUCAGGUUGCUUUGUCGGAGGUGAUGAGGCGGUGAUUGGUGUGGUGAGAUGCCGGUGGAGUCAUGGCACGGAGAUGGAGCAGGGAUGAAGGAGAGGGAUGGCCGGUGGAUGAUGUGUUUCUCCAACUUUCUAAUUCUAUUUUUUCCAUGUGUUUUUACAAAAUGUUACUUUUGAUUAGGGUCUUUAGAUUUAAUUUUAGUUUAAAUUUAAGAUUUUUUAAUAUAAUAUCAUUAAAAAA
Rubroshorea leprosula is the source of this 444-nucleotide messenger RNA. NCBI's taxonomy places the organism in Eukaryota, Viridiplantae, Streptophyta, Magnoliopsida, Malvales, Dipterocarpaceae. The record is from the annotation of a GenBank genome assembly.